Cetraspora pellucida is the source of this 544-nucleotide messenger RNA. Lineage: Eukaryota; Fungi; Glomeromycota; Glomeromycetes; Diversisporales; Gigasporaceae. The record is from the annotation of a GenBank genome assembly.
GCCAGAAUUAGGCGAGUUCAUAGAAGGAGCAGCUAAUGUCGCCAACAUAUUAUCACCGAUUAUUCCAAUGCUCAGCAUUAUCACCAAUUUAAUAAAUGAAAUAUUUACAAUUUACGAGAAAGCCCAAUUUAAUAAAAAAAUUUUAGGAUCUAUAAUUGAUCGCAUUGUUGCUGUUGAAGCGAUCAUGAACAUCUUGAAAUCACGGACCAAAUGCGAUGAAAAAUUUCAAGAUUUGCAAUAUCAAAAAUCAUUUCUUAGGUUUCAAGAUUCUUUAGAGAAGAUCAAAGUGUUUGCGGAGGAGGUGACCCAGCUAAGAGGUGUUGGAAAAAUUUUAUGUGCUACAAGCAUAAAAAAGAAGUUUAACGAAUUAAUGGAAGAGUAUGAAGCAUGUAUGAAGGAUUUGAGCUUCACGAUGAUCAUAAUCUUUGAUGAACAACGAAGAACUGAUAAUGAUAUUUUAUAUAGUGCUCUUGCUAAAAUGUUUAAGUCUAUGAAAACAUCUUUCACUGAAAAUAGUCAACAAAUAAACAGUCUUUAUCAAGAA